Molecule: messenger RNA, 777 nt
Organism: Venustampulla echinocandica
Lineage: Eukaryota; Fungi; Ascomycota; Leotiomycetes; Helotiales; Pleuroascaceae
Product: Thiamine pyrophosphokinase, catalytic
Exons: 1
Coding region: 1-777 (258 amino acids)
Biological process (GO): thiamine metabolic process; thiamine diphosphate biosynthetic process
Molecular function (GO): ATP binding; thiamine binding; thiamine diphosphokinase activity
Source: RefSeq, a predicted model, not a curated record
AUGGCAGCGACAGCUGAAACGACCUGGCAUCCUGCCGAUGUGUUCUCCGGCGGCCCUAAAUCACACAAGGAAUCUGCCCUUGUCGUGUUAAACCAGCCAUUGGAGCUACAUGCCUCCGUGUAUACCAAAAUAUGGGGGAAUUCUGUGUACAGGGUCGCAGUUGAUGGGGGAGCGAACCGCAUUCACGACUUAAAUAUAUCUAGUAAGCUAGACUUUGCAGUGGAUCUGGUUAUUGGAGACCUUGACUCUCUACUCCCUGAUGUCCGAAAAUAUUGGGAGCAAAAAGGCGUGAGUAUUACACAUGAUCCAGAUCAAUAUACCACAGAUUUCACGAAAGCUGUCAAUCACAUCUGGUCCUCCGAAAGAGCUCAUCCGAAGGAUAUUACUGUUUUGGGAGGACUUGGCGGAAGAGUUGAUCAGGGAAUUUCUGUCCUACACCAUCUUUACAUGUUCCAAAAGGACUAUACACCUGGGAAAAUGUUUCUUCUCUCAAGCGAAGGCAUUACAUUUGUUUUGAAGUCUGGGAAACAUAAGAUCAAAGCUCGAGAAAACUUUGGAGACAUUUAUUUGGGAAAACAUGUUGGGAUCAUACCAUUGAAGGAGCCCUCUACUAUCACAACGAAGGGGCUUGAAUGGGAUGUGACGGAUUGGGAAACCGAUUUUGGGGGUCAAAUCAGCACAAGCAAUCAUGUGAAUGCGGAAUGGGUGACAAUUGAGACGACGAAGGAUGUGCUGUUUACCAUUGACUUCAACACUGCUUCUCAGGAGUCUGGCUGA